This is a messenger RNA of Bolinopsis microptera, 8014 nucleotides long. RefSeq names its product stalled ribosome sensor GCN1-like. Gene Ontology annotation, molecular function: protein kinase regulator activity. The coding region runs from base 31 to 7932 and encodes 2633 amino acids. Gene Ontology annotation, biological process: regulation of translation; cellular response to amino acid starvation. Gene Ontology annotation, cellular component: cytosol. The transcript is spliced from 3 exons. The record is from RefSeq and is a predicted model, not a curated record. Lineage: Eukaryota; Metazoa; Ctenophora; Tentaculata; Lobata; Bolinopsidae.
UUUACUUAGGUAGCAUGUAAAGAUAUCAGAAUGGAAGAAGAAGCACAAAUUAUUUCAGACUCAACCCGAUAUCUUCUUACACAGGGAUCAAUUGGCGGGAGAUGCGAUACCCUGAAGAAGCUGACAGCUCUUGUAAAAGCAGGGGUGGAUGACUCACAAGCUAAGAUAUUACUGACUUGCCUGUAUUGUGCGCUUACUCGUUACGAUGACAGGAAAUCAAUCGCUGCCAUUCAGUCGUUUGUUGGAGAGUGGUGCAAGGCCAACCCAAAACAAGCUGGGUCGGUUGUAACAAAAGCCAUGACACUCGCCAUACCAAACUUGAAGAUUCCCCAUGUCGCCCCCGCUCUUGCCAUGAACGGGCGGGCCCUCUUUGCUACCACCCUCACCGUCAUGACUCACCUCUCCGAAAUGUUCCUAAAGUCCCCCAACGCUCUCUCCAUGUUCCUUGGUAUUCAGAGCGCUGCGUUUGCAGCUACAGCCGGAACUUGGGAGCCCAAGAAGCUCGCAUAUCUGCGGAGUAUAUUCCUGAAGAGUAUCUCUCACAAGACUGAUGUUCUGGAGAAGUAUAUUGACGCUGUGCUGUCUGGUGACGUGUCAGCUUGGACUGUUUCUUUCCUUUCCUUCCUUCUCAUCACAGCUAAAGAGGUCGGGGCCGAAGAGAAAGUACAGAGUGUCCUCCCCAAAGCUCUUGAUAAGUAUGUUGAGGUUAUGUUCCUGGCUAAAAGCAACAUUCACCCACAUUUAAGGAGAUCUGCCAGUGCCAUGUUGUCCCUCAUCUCUCAUGAGAUGUUUUCUGCAAAGAUAAUCGCGGGAAUGAAGAGAGCUGCUUUACGGACUCCAGAGUUUGCAGUCAAUGCCUUCACCGAGGCAAUCUCAGCUCUGACACUCGACCUCAGCAGGUAUGUUAAAGAUUUCCUGGAUAUCUUAGGACCCCUGCUGGCGUCCUCUAACCCACUACUACACGAGGGAGUAGAGCCGUGCUUUGUUGUGGUGUUCGGAGAAGUUUCCGACAGCUCCGCUAUUACUGGACUAGUUGAUGGUUUGUUCAAGAUAUUGGAGGGCUGUCAUGGUAAGAUUGCUGCUUAUCAGCAGAGAGUUAUGGUCAUCAAACUUAUUGGCAAACUCUCCUCAUCUCAAGCCGCAUCAGAGGGAAUUAUCGAACAUGUUAUCGGUAAAUAUCAAGCAUACCUCAAAUCAGAGAGCAACGAGACAGCACAAAUAGAAAGUAUUAACUCUCUGGCCCUGUGGGGUGCUAAGAUCAAAGUUACCGUCGGGAAGUCCACCAUUGAACUGUUCAAACAAGGUUUUAUAAAGGGAGGAACAGCCCACACCAGGAUAGCAUAUCUCUUAGCUGCAGACUCUUUCUUCAAAAAUGAUACCCUAUCUUUACUUGAAUUGUUGGAGGAUUCGCUACUGACAGUGGUGGAUAAGACAGCUUCAAACAACGUACUGUCAAUAGUGGAGGGUUUAGCAGCUGGAGCACUUCUCAUGAAACUUGCUGGCAAAGAUUUGGGAGAUUCUGAGGUUAUGUUGGGAAAAGUAAAGGAGAAACUUCUGUCAAGCACUGUUGUCGGCGCACUUGGUAAAGUUCUGUCUGCAAUCCAUGACGAUGAAGCCAUUGCUUUUGUGAACUUUAUCAAGCCGCUCAUUUACCUUUUCCAAGGUCAGAUUGGAGCGGAUCUGACGAAAUCUCUGAUGUUCACCCUUCUUGACAUAGUUCUAACGAAGACCUACCCCAGCAUCAAAGCAGCUCAGUCAGCUGUGAAGAAGCUUGUUCAGAGUAGCGAGGGUCUUGCUGCUAUUGUCAUUGGUUACCUAAAUUCCAACGUUCUUAACUACAGCAAAACGGACGACAACCCUCAUAGAGCUCUGAAGUUUGUCUACUUCAUCAAAGAUAUCUUCUCCAUCGUGGCAACUUUGAGCACAGCAACCAAAGAGAGGUGUUACAUGGAUGUCCUUCUCAUGAUAAUGUCUCCAAACCUUAAACCGGAGAGUAACGGACUGUUUGAAUACCUCGCCAGUGUUUGUGGUAUUGAUCUGUACAAGUUCGGAGAGACGUACGCACAAGAAAUCCUGGCAAUGAUUCAAGCGAAUCACACCCCUGAGAGCUACAGUCUCGUCUCGCACCUCAGCAAACAUUGCCUCACCCUCAUCACUCCCUUCUUCUCACUUUGUUUAGACGUGUUCGAGAAACCAGCCAUCAAGUGUAUCACUGAGGAGGACCUAGAGAUUCACCGUACUCCAUCAGGAACUCUGUGGAAAACAGUUCUGUUAGAAGAGUUUGAAAAGAGUGUGGUCGUGGACAGAAAUAUCAAACGAGAAUCAAGGCUUUACAAUUUUGAGGAUCAAAAGUGGGCUAUGGAGGUGGAGGCUAAGUUGGCCAAGCAAAAGGGAAUGACACUGACAAAGAAACAGCAAGACGAUUUAAAUUUCAGGCUCGAUGUAGAGGAAGGUAUCAGAACCAAUGUGGAGACCUUGAAAAAGGAUUUCAACCAGAAAAACAACAUCAUGAUGGCCUGUUUGGACGCUGACAUUGUGCACAUCAUGCACAGUAUUGCUCGAAUCUCGUCUGCGACUAUGGAAAUUCUAAAUUUCCCCCUUACUGCAAAGCACGCGAUUGACCUCUUGAUAAAGCUGUGUUUGAAAGUAUUUCCUGCUACUUUUAAGGACCUAGGGUUCCUGCUGGGACGGUUGACAGUACGUCUUCACGAUCCACCGUGCUCAAUAAACCCUGACUGGCUUGGUGAGUCCCUAGAAGAUGCAUUUGUAAGAUGUGUGGAACAGCUCAAGCGCAUGCUCGUAACAGGAUUCACGCUCUCUUCUGCUUCUUUUGCUCUUGCUUUCCCCUUCCUCCGAUACAUCGUAGAAAAAUCCAAGAUGACCUCGGAGGACUAUGAAGAAAAUGCUGUUGUUGCUCUGGAUGUUAUUCUAGCGCAUCUCAAGAAAAGAGCAUCAGCGGAUAACCUGUUUGAUGGUCCCACUUUCAUGCCGAUGGAGGACUUGUUGAGGAUGUCCUGUGCAACGUUCGAGAGAAAACCUAUUGGACCUGUUGGUACGAAACUGCUCUCCGUUCUGCAUGAAGUUUGUAGUGCUUCUAACGGAGAUCCUGGUUGUGCGAUAGCUGGUGAUGGUGAGGUUUCAGUUCUGAUGGACUACUUAACAUCUCCUAACGAUGUGCUCCGAGUAAACAUCCUCCUAGGACUCAAAGUCCUCAGCACAGCUCUCAGCAUCUUGGUUUACGAGAGCUCUGUUGCGAAUACACUCGCUAAUCGGCUCAGUACAGCUGUUUGGAUGUCUAAGUUUGAUGUGGUGAGCAAUGUACAGGUUGCCGGUACAGCUCUGUGGUCCGAUCUUUCCUGUGAGUUUAAAGUGCACGCUGGAAUCUGUGAUGGUUUGCUAGUUCACGUGGUUAGUCCACAGGAACACCUCCAGAUUGCAGCUGGCAAAGCUCUAGCUAACAUCUUAGAAGAACUGGACGAUUCUAUUGAUGAGGUUUUAGAGAAGCUUGUAAAUCUGUACAUUAAGAAAUCUGAUAUUCCCAAACCAAUAUUAGAUGACAUGGGACGAGUAUUGUUUGCAGCUCCAGCUGAUAAAUGGGAAGAAAGAGCCGGUAUAGCAGAAGCUUUAGCCUCUAUAGUUCCGUUCCUUGUAAACGAACAACUGUUGAACCUUGUUAGUCUUAUCGUUCCUAGAGGUCUCUCUGACAACUGCAUACUUGUCCAAGCUAAGAUGAGAGAUGUUGGUAUUAAAGUUAUCAACGUGCAUGGCAAGCUUGUCAUUGAUACGCUCCUGCCUGUUUUUGAGAACUACCUAGACAACACUCCCGACUCAAAAGCUACAGAUGUGGUUAAACAGAAUGUGGUUAUUCUGAUGGCAACACUGGCAAAGCAUCUCAAACAAGAUGAUCCCAAAGUGAAGCCGAUUGUUUGCAAGUUGAUGGACUCACUUUCUACUCCCUCAGAACAGGUACAGGUUGCUGUAGCCGAGUGUUUGGCUCCGUUGGUUCCCUCUAUCAAGGACGUAGCUCCACAGCUUAUUCAGAGGAUCCUUUACCAGCUGCUGGAAUCAGAGAACUACGGAGAGAGAAGAGGUGCUGCACACGGACUAGCUGGUCUAGUCAAGGGACUGGGGUUGUUGUCCCUGAAACAGUUGGAGAUCAUGCCUACUCUGAUCGAGGCUAUCACUAACAAAAAGAACUUCAAACACCGAGAAGGAGCCAUGAUGGCGUUUGAACAACUCUGUACUAUGAUGGGAACUUUGUUUGAACCAUAUGUGAUCAAUGUCUUGCCACAUCUACUGGUUUGCUUCGGAGACGGUAAUCAAUACGUCCGAGAAGCCACUGAGAAGGCAUCUAAAGCUAUAAUGGCUAAACUGAGUGGACACGGAGUGAAGCUUGUUCUACCAUCCCUCCUGAAAGCUCUGACUGAUGAUGCCUGGAGGACCAAGGCUGGUAGUGUCGAGUUGCUGGGUGCCAUGGCUUACUGUAACCCCAAACAGUUAUCAUCCUGCCUCCCUAACAUAGUUCCUAAACUUAUCGAAGUAAUGGCUGAUUCUCACACCAAGGUUCAAAGAGCAAGUCAAGCUGCUCUCAAACAGAUCGGCUCUGUGAUCAGGAACCCAGAAAUUCAAGCAAUCGUACAUCUGUUGCUAGGUGCUCUGUCUGAUCCUUCAAAACAUACUGAUAAGUGUCUAAGAGCUCUCAUGAAAACCUCGUUCGUUCACAAGAUAGACGCUCCGUCUCUAGCUUUGAUCGUACCAGUGGUGUGUCGGUCCUUCGAGCAAAGAACAGACACAAAGAAAGCAGCCGCUCAGAUUAUUGGAAACAUGCUUGUUUUAACGGACGAGAAGGAUUUGAAGCCGUACCUUGGUUCAAUAAUCCCGGGGAUAAAGUCUGCUCUUCUUGACCCUGUUCCUGAUGUCAGGCUGUACUCGGCCCGGGCACUGGGAUGUCUGGUGACGGGUAUCGGUGAGAUUGAUGGUCUGAUGGAAUGGUUGCUGGUUACCCUGAUCUCAGAGCAGAGCUCAGUAGACAGAUCUGGAGCUGCACAGGGUAUCAGUGAAGUGAUGGUGGGUCUGGGACCUGAACGACUGGAGAGAACAAUGUCAGAAGUUCUCAUCUGUUUGGAUGAUGAAACUCUGCUUCCUCACAUUAGAGAAGGAUAUUUGAUGUUGUUUAUUUACUUCCCUAUGACAAUGAAAGAUGACUUCGCUGAGUUCAUCGGUCCAAUAUUAACGCCUAUUCUCAAUGGUUUGGCGUCUGAGAGCGAGUUUGUACGACAUACCUCCUACAAAGCAGGACAGAGGAUUGUACAGCAGUACGCAGACUCCGCAAUAAACCUCUUCUUACCACAGCUUGAAGAGGGACUGUUCGAUGAGAACCACAGGAUCAGAUUGGCAUCUUGCCAACUCCUGGGAGAUCUGCUUUACAGGAUUAUGGGUGUCACCGGCAAACAGUCCACUGUGACGGGUGACGAGGACGACAACUUUGGAACCGACGAGACCAAGAGACUCAUCAUCAGUGUUCUGGGUGAAGAGCGACGAAACAGGGUCUUCUCUGGUCUUUACAUGGCUCGAUCUGAUGUGGCUCUGGCUGUUAGACAAGCCGGUCUUCACAUAUGGAAGAUUGUUGUUACAAACACUCCUAAGACUCUGAAGGAGAUUCUGCCUGUGAUGAUCGAGCUUAUCUUGGGAUGUCUGGCCAGUGAGUGCUACGACAAGAAGAUGGUUGCAAGUCGAACUCUUGGCGAUCUUGUCAAGAAGUUGAGCGACAGGAUUCUCCCAGAAGUUGUACCAAUCUUAGAGAUGGCACUUGAAACUGACAACGUCAUUCAAAGACAGGGAGUUUGUCUUGGACUUAGUGAAAUCAUUGCUGCGACCUCCAAAGAACAGGUUGAGAUUUACAGUGACAAGCUAUUGCCAGCAAUUAAAUCAGCGCUCACAGAUCCUGAUCCUGAUGUACGAACUGCUGCAGCUGGAACAUUUGCAGCACUGCACAACGUUCUGGGAACCAAAUGUCUGGACGAGAUACUGUCACCUCUCUUAGCCGCCAUGGAGACGAUAGAGGGUGAGGAAGCUGAGUACCUGAUCGGAGCAUUGCAAGAGAUCAUGCAGGCUAAGAGCAAGGUUGUUUUACCUUACAUGGUUCCCAAACUGAUCGAGAAGCCUGUGAACAUCGGAGCUUUAGCUUCACUUUCCUCAGUUGCUGGAACAGCACUAUAUGAACAUCUGGACACCAUUAUUACUGCUAUACUUGAGGGACUCUGCGAGGUUAAGGAAAGCGAGGUUGAGAAGGAGUUGGAUCAUGCUAAUCUGAUCAUAUCUUCCGUCAAAGAGUUAGACGGUCAUGAGAAUACCCUGGAUAUCUUGGAAGACACCCUGAAGUCUGAGGAGACAAAGAUGCGACUGUACAGUUCUAUCUUGGUUGGAACCCUUUGUAAGAACGAGUAUCUUGAAAUUGAAGAACACAUCACUGUCUUGUGGAAGUGUCUGAUAUCCGCGUUUAGUGACCCUUGCGCAGAGGUUGUUAAGAACUGCUGGAAUGCGUUCAACACCGCCACUAAACGACUUGCUUCAGGUGAUCAAGUGAGACUAGUUCCUGAUUUGAAAAUGUGCAUCUAUCAAGCCAUUGAUCCUAAGAACAGGCGUGAUCCAACAUACACACUCCCUGGAUUCUGUCUUCCUAAAGGGCUAGCCACUGUGGUUGCGUUAUAUCGAGAGGGUAUUCUGAACGGUAGUCCUGAUCUGAAGGAGCAAGCUAUACUUGGUCUCAAAGAGGCGAUACAAUACACGAGCCAGCCAGCUCUGAAACCAUCUGUUGUACAAAUAACCGGACCUUUGAUUCGAGUAUUGGGCGAGAGAUACACUCCAAACAUUAAAACUGCUUGCCUUGACACUCUGUCCCUUCUCAUCGACAAGGUGAAAGUUGCCCUGAAACCAUUUUUAUCUCAACUUCAGACGACCUUCAUGAAGUCACUGAACGACGGGACACGGGAAGUGCGGGAGAAAGGUGUCACAGCUCUCACUAAACUAGUCUCCCUCCAUAACAGGGUGGACAACUUGUUUACCGACAUUCACAGCGGCACCAAGAACGAGAAUCUCAGCACUCGUGAGACAAUGUUUUCAGCACUUCAGGGGACCAUGUUCAUUGGGGGCGCCAACAUGGGUGAGAAUCUAGCUCUGUCUAUCUCGGUGACGCUGUCCAACCAUCUAGGUGCUCCAGAGGAUACUAUCAGAACUGCUAAUGGAGCUUGUAUUGGAUCUCUAGCUACGUUCUUCAAAGAGGAGGAGCUUGAGAAACUGGUCAGAGAUAAGAUUCUUCCUCAGGGACCCAGCAAAGAGAUAAGACACGGUCAAACGCUAGCGAUAGCCGGGUUAUUGCGUUACGCUCCUACUCGUAUGAGCAAAAUGGACCUCAUCGAAGAUUUAACGACAUCACUCCUCAAGUUCAUGGAUUCAGAUAAUGUACAAGUUUGCAAUUCUGCUAACUACGCCGCGGGACGCUUGAUUAUCCAUCUACAGGGAUCAGGCGAAAAUGUGGAGUGUUUGAGCAAAGUGGUGUCCCUUCUGGUCAAGAAUUGUGGUCACGGCUCCAGCAACGAUGUGCGGAGCUUUGCCAACAACAUGGUUCACAUGAUAAAUAUCUCUGGGGUGGAGCCCCUGUCAGAUGAUAUGGUGAAAUCUCUCAUGAUCCCUCUAAUCGACAGCACUACAAAGAAGAUACCAGCCGUCAGAAGUUCGUCAGAGGUAGCCAUUGCCACUUUACUGAGACUCAAGACAACUGAGGAUAUCGCUAAUAGACUCGCACCUUCACUCGAUCCCAAGUCACUCGAGAUUUUCAACAGAUUCUUGCCGUCAGCCAAACGUGUGGCCAACGAAUACAGGACUUAUUCCAGUUAUGAAAAUAAUAUUUUCUCAUUCUUACCGGCAGUGUAGCUGCAUUUUCUUCAAAAAAAUGGUCGCAUUAAUUUAUUGAAGCGUUUUAGCUCAUUCUUGUUUUAACACUGGUUGCUUUAAA